This is a messenger RNA of Geosmithia morbida, 1212 nucleotides long. Its product is annotated as U3 small nucleolar ribonucleoprotein LCP5. Gene Ontology annotation, cellular component: nucleolus; small-subunit processome. The record is from RefSeq and is a predicted model, not a curated record. The transcript has a single exon. Gene Ontology annotation, biological process: maturation of SSU-rRNA from tricistronic rRNA transcript (SSU-rRNA, 5.8S rRNA, LSU-rRNA). Bases 1 to 1212 code for a protein of 403 amino acids. NCBI's taxonomy places the organism in Eukaryota, Fungi, Ascomycota, Sordariomycetes, Hypocreales, Bionectriaceae.
AUGGCAGCACCGGCCUCAUUGUCGGCACUGCUCGACUCCCUCACCCAAUCCCUAGCAUCAGCUCAGGACAUCACCCCCCAGAUUGCAUCCAUCGGCCACCAGAAGCAAGGCAUCUCGCUCCUCGACGUCAAGAACGAGCUUCUCCUAUCAUACCUCCAGAACCUCGUCUUCCUAAUCCUUCUCAAGCUGCGCAACUCCAAGGGCGACGACAAUGGCAAGACCGACGACGGAGAUCGGAUCGACGAGGCCGUCCGCACGAAACUAGUCGAACUCCGCCUGUAUCUGGAGAAGGGCGCACGUCCCCUCGAGGAGAAGCUACGGUAUUCGAUCGAGAGCUUCCUCACACGGGCGCGCGAGUCGCAGAGCAAGGAUGAGGUCGGCAAGAAGGGCAAGAAGACUAAGAGCAGCCGCACGGGCUCCGAGUCGGACGAAUCCGAGUCAGACUCCGAGUCGGAGGACGAGUCGGAGGAGGAAGACGACGACGCAGACAACAGCGACAUCGAGGGCUCCGUGGUGGACGGGCCCCCCAAGCCCAAGAAGAUACCCUCGGGCGGCAAGCGCUCCACCGGCGCGCCCGCCCUGGCCGGCUUGGCCGAGGACAAGUCGGUACGCCCCACGCGCGGCGUCAGUGACGCCCCCGACGGCGUGUACCGCCCCCCCAAGCGCGAGCGCCAUGUCAUGGACAAGCCCGCGUCGCAGCGCGAGAAGCGCAACGAGGGCCGCGCCGCCCACUCCCGCACAAUGGACGAGUUCGUCGCCUCCGAGCUGUCGGCCGCCCCGCAGGCCGAGCCCAGCAUCGGCACCACCAUCGUCCAGGGUGGCCGCAAGGUCAAGACGUCCUUCGACCGCGAGAAGGAGGCCGAGCGCCAGUCGUACGAAGAGUCCAACUUUGUCCGCCUGCCCAAGGAGAACAAGAAGGACCGCGCCCGCAAGAACCGCGAGGCCGCCGCCCGCAGCUCCAUGUCCUUUGGCGGCGAGGAGUGGCACGACCUCGGCGAGGGCGUCAGUCGCAUCGACCGCCUCACCAGGCGCAAGGACGGCGGCGGCCGCGCCUCCAACGUCCGCUCCAUGCUCGACAAGAGCCGCAAGAGGGGCGCUGCCGACGCCCCAGACGGCCCCAGGGGCUCCGGGGACGUCAUGGGCGGAGAACGGUUCCAGAAGAGGGUCAGGCUCGAGGAGGCUGGCAGGCGCGACAGGGGCAAGAAGAGGUAA